This is a messenger RNA of Cryptomeria japonica (Japanese cedar), 2268 nucleotides long. Its product is annotated as polygalacturonase 1 beta-like protein 1. NCBI's taxonomy places the organism in Eukaryota, Viridiplantae, Streptophyta, Pinopsida, Cupressales, Cupressaceae. The coding region runs from base 258 to 1979 and encodes 573 amino acids. The transcript has 2 exons. The record is from RefSeq and is a predicted model, not a curated record.
GUUAUCUUUUUUUCCGUAUCCAUCUUGCAUGUCCGUUUCUUCUCAUUAAUUUCCUUGCGUUCUUAAGGAUCGUCUGUUACUUCAUUUCCUUCGAGAAGCUUUGGUAAUUUCAGCUUCUUCGCUGUAUGUCGGCGUCUGCUUUUACAGUUUUAGUGGGCGGUGCAACGGACUGGGUCUUUCCAGUACCGGUUGUUUUGUAGCCUUUAAGAAGUUUUCGUCUAACCAGGUCUUUUAUUGGCAGAUUCAUUAUUUAGAAGAUGGAAUGCCGCGCGAUCCUGCUGGGUUUGGUUGUAUGCGCACUCGCGAUAACUACAUGUGAAGGCGGAGGAGCGCAGCCGUUUGCAGCCAAGGCAUCUCUGUUACGUUUCUGGCGUCGCACAUUGCCCACUGCGAGGCUCCCACCAUUCUUGCUGGACAAAGCGUCUCCUCUUGACGCUACUUCCGUUGCUCUGUUUUCUGGCUACAUGAAAAACCACACGCUCUCUGAUCACAUCGCGUCAUUCUGCACAGCUGCGGAUCUUCUCUGCACUCGCAAAACAGUGGAUGAACAGAAAGUCGUUUCCAGCCCAUCAGAUUUCGAGAGCUACACCACCGAUAAAGAUUUCAAAAAGUACAACGCCGACGACAACGCUUUCAAAAACUACUCCGAUAACUCCAACGUAGUAAAGGACGACUUCAAAGGAUACGGCCCGAAAUCCAGCGGCAUUCAGAAUUUCCAAAACUACGCCCCGGAUUCCAAUGUCGUCGACGAGGGCUUCGCCAACUAUGCCACCGACAGCAGCUCCGCAAUCCAGGAAUUCACGAGCUACUCAGACCAUGCCAAUGUCAUCAAAAACGACUUUGCCACCUACGGCAAGGACGCCAACGGGAUUCUGCCCCAGUUCACCAGUUACGCCAACAAUUCCAAUAUCAUCACCAACGAUUUCAAGGCCUACGACCAGGGCGGAAACAGCCCUCUUAAGCAAUUCAAGUCCUAUGCCGACAACGGCAACUUGGCCAGGAACGACUUUCAGAACUACGCGGCCGGCGCAAACGGGGCGUUCGAGCAAUUCACAAGCUAUGCCGCCGGAGCAAAUGUGCCGCAGAAUGUGUUCAAGGCUUAUGGAAAGGACGGCAACGAUGCCUCGCUUUUCUUCACCAACUAUGGCAAAAAUGAUAACAGCGCUUCCAACGAGUUUGCUGGGUACAACGAAGGCUCCAAUGCCGCCUCCGGCGCGGAUUUCGCUUCGUAUGCCAAAAAUUCAACCUUCAAAACUUACGCCAAUACCGGCCCGACGUUCUCUGACUACACCAACACCACUUCUACAGGCGGGGAAGCUGGGAAGUUCUUCAGGGAGAAUUUGCUGGUUCAGGGCAAAACUCUCCCCAUGCCCGAUAUCAAGGAUUACAUGCCCAAAAGAUCGUUUCUUCCUGGAUCCUUGGCAAAAAAUCUGCCGUUUUCUACCCAGACGCUGCCGGAGCUGAUGAAGACGUUUCACAUUCCGGAGAACUCGACAAUGUCGUCGAUCAUGGAGCGGACGCUGCGAGAUUGCGAAAGGCCGGCGGUGAAGGAUGAAAUAAAGAAAUGCGUGAGAUCGGUGGAAGGCAUGGCGGAGUUUGCAGUAUCAGUGUUGGGUUCCAAGGUGGAGAUUCUCACCACAGAAAGCACGGCGGGUUCUAGAAGCCAAGUUUCUGUCGGCGCCGUCACGGGAAAAGACGGCGGGAAGAUCACAAGGUCGGUGUCGUGCCAUCAGAGUCUGUUUCCGUUUCUGGUUUAUUACUGCCAUGCUGUGCCCAAGGUUAAAGUUUACCAGGCUGAACUGUUGUCAAUGGAGGAGAAGAAGAAGAUAAACAAUGGAGUCGCCAUUUGUCAUUUGGACACCACACAGUGGAGUACAAAUCAUGCGGCAUUCAUGGCACUGGGACAUGAGCCAGGGAAGAUUGAGGUCUGCCAUUGGAUUUUCGAAAACGAUCUCAUCUGGGUGCCGAUCUCUGCUUAAAUUAUCUUGUGUUUGUUGUGUACAGGCCAAUGUGAAAGACAACGGAGUGGCAUUUGCCGCUUUGUUUGAUAAAUAAAUCUUCUGCAAUUGUCUCUGAAAUUGUGAUGAAAGAAUUGUUUUUUCUUUUGUUGGAUUGUUAAGCUCGGGGAGCCCCACGAUUAAGGAGUGGGGUAAAGCUGAGCAUGGCACUGGUGGGCCUUAGGUAGGGAUAGAAGGAUUUAAUUUGUCUGGCAAGUUAUAAAUGUGGGCACGGCCUUUUCAUUUUGGAUAAUAAAUGAAGAUUUCUCUA